AUUCUACCUGUGCAGGAGCUAAGGUAUAGCUAACGGUGUGCAUAAAAAAAAGGGGCUGAAAAAUAAACAUAGAGAGCGUAGUGGGUUUGGUUCGCGCUCCUUGACUACGCGGGUCUGGAGUCCAGCCUCAGGAAGCGCCGAGCAGCACCUCCCGUUUCCACACAGGAGCGCACUAGUUUACUGGAGCAUCAGCACUGGAGACACACGCCGGCUGAAAGCUCAGCGGACACUCUGCGAAUACAGACCUCUUCUUUGGUAGACUCUCACUUGAAGAAAACAUACGUACAUCUUCCUGUAGUCCACGUUCACCAUUUCACUUCCACGCAAUGUGUUCGAGUUUGGAUUAAGUUUCCGAGUCGUUUCGAGGGGGACGGUCGGUGUGGAGCAAAAUGAGGAUAAGUGUCGAUGCCCGCAGAUGAUGACGUCCCACCAUGAAUGCAGAUUUUCAAAAUCCACUGCAAGUCCCUCGGCCAAAGAUCCGCAGUCAUCUGAACAUCAAAGUGCAGUCCAAACUGAUGUCCAGACAUGGUCCAAAGCCUCCAGUCGCCCCCAAACCUAGACCCCUCUAUAAGACUCAUGCACAUGAGGAGCCCUGCCCCCUACAGAGCCUGAGCAAUGGAGACCUGGCUCACUCUGAUGAGGAGGAGGAGGAGGAGGAGGAUAUCAGUGAGAUCGCUGAGGAGAACCAGGACAAAGAGGAGAAAAGUGAGGCAGAGGAUCCACUUGAUGUUGAUGACAUGGAGCACAAUGACAGAGAAGAUGCUGUUGUUGUAGAAGAAGAAGACGAAGAAGAAAUUGAGGAGGACAAAGGAAAAGAAGUGGACAUUUUAGAAAAUGAUGACAACAGCAUUGGAUCAGAGGACACAGUCAAAGCAGAUGAGGGCUCUCCUCUUGAAACUACUGAUGAUGAAACUACUGACAACGACUUGAGCCAGACUGAAGGUGGCAAUGACACUGUUGAUGAGAAUAAAUCAACAGCCUCACUUCCAUCUGCUGCAUUGACGGAUGAAAAAGGAGAGGAUGCAAAAGAGGAGGAACUGAGUUGUAGUCCCAACACUGAAAUACAGUGUGAAUCUCAAGGAUACUCAGAUGGACACGUGGAGGAAGAAAACAUUGAUCAAACACAUUCACUCAGUAAUGGUGAUACAGACAAUGAUUCAGGACUUAUAGAAGUGCACAGUGGACACAGUGACGACAUUGUGCACCAUCCACAUGAGACCAAGCUGGACGCAGGUGGAUUUGCAUUUGGAUUCAGUGUGCUUCCAACUGUAACUGAGGAGAAUACUUAUGAUGUAAUUGGCCCUACAGAUGAUGCUAGUGAUACAUGUGAGUCAUGUGACCCAGCUGAAACCGGGGAUACAGAGGUUUGGCAGCCAGAACGAGCCACCAAAGACACGUCUGGUUGUUUUAGAUUCACAUCCAGCACUGAGGACGUCUUUGGGCCUUAUUCAGUCAUCGAAGCCGUCCCAGCAGAUUUGGACAGGACUGCUGACCCUGAGUGGUGUCAGGAUGAAUUUGAUGACAAACCUCCCAAUGAAGUGGAAACAGCAGGUGCGUCAAACCAAGAGCCCUACUAUGUGUCAUCAGAUGAUGUGGACAAGCUUGAGGAUAAACAAGCCCUCUCAGAUCAGGGUGAGACUGAGGAGAGCACUGAACAGUCAAAUCAGCACAUAGAAAAAGCAAAGGACUGUGAGUCAACAGAUGAGUAUGCAGAUAUUGAGGAUUCUCUCUACAAAGCAGAUGACUUUGAGCAGCUGGAGUGUGUUUCCUCUGAGGAUUACGUAGAGAUUGGAGAUGAUGACGAGGAGGAAGAAACGGAAAAGAAACACAUCAAAGGGAAAAGUGCAAAAGAGAGAACAGCUAAACGAGAGCAGGCUCUCAUCAGCAAUCGUUCAAGCUGUCAACCUCGCCUAAGGCUGUGUAACAUCACAGUGCCAACAGACCUCGACCUGGGCCGCGCCCCAGAACUCACCAAUAGGGUGGUGUUUGCCCACACCACUGAGGCCUUUGAAGAGGACAUUGAGGAAUUGGACUGCCACAUUGUGCCUUACUAUGAGAACACAGACUCAGACAGUGAAGAGCAUAUAUACGAAGAGGCAGGGUUUGACUCUGAGGGGGAAAACUUUGUGAUACUUGAUCGGAAAACAAUUGUCACACGAUCACGCUCUUAUUCUGGGAAAGUUCCAGGUUAUGUCCCAGAAACUGUACCAGAGGAGACAGGGACAGAGUACCAAACUCAUGAUUAUUGUACCGUGUCCUUGGAGAAGAACAAUGAGCCACUUAGAAAUUCUCAGCAGCCUGGGAUCAACAGUUUGAUUCCCUCAAUGAAGUCUCGUCGCUUCUUGUUAUACUCUCGGUCAGCAGAAGGUCCUGAGUUAACCCUGAGGUCUCCCACAGAGAUCGGCCAAUCUCUGAAGGCUGACAUCAGGUUGAAGAGGAAAGAUGAUACCCUUUCACUCCCAUGUGUCAUAACCUCUUCUGGAAGCUUCUCACAGCGUAGCCACCAGUCAUCAAGUGGCGUCUCCACACCAACCUCUCUGGUGGACAUUCCCCCACCAUUCGAGCUUGCAUACAUCACUAAAAGACCAGUCACCAAGAGUUCCCCAUCGCUUUUAAUCCAGCAUGAACCCAAUGACAUACCUAAGAAGAAGAAGUCCUCCUUCAAGCGCUUUCUGGCUCUUAAGUUUAAGAAGAAGACAGACUCAAAGGGUUUCAGUGAUGGAAGUGUCCGCUCCUCACGUUCCUCCUCUGAGUCCAGCCACCACGGCCCAUCACGAGUCAUAGACCUUGAUCGCAGAAGUACCAGCAGCUCUCCUCAGCUUCAGUCCGGCAUGGUGAACCCCCAGCAUCGUACCUCAGACCUGCCAUCCACCUUUGUCCUCUACAAAGACCAGAGGAGGAAAGCUGACCCCAAAGCUUAUGGCAGGGGUGUCUCUCGAGUGGAGUCCUUUGAGGAGCGUUCUCGGCGCUCCGUCAUGCCAUUGCCUUUGACCAAACCCCGCUCCAUCUCUUUCCCCAGUGCUGACACCUCAGACUAUGAAAACAUCCCAGCCAUGAGCUCAGACUAUGAGAACAUCCAGAUACCAGGCAGACCCAUCAGAUCACACACUGUGACUGAGUUCUUUGAGGACCCAAGCCGCAACACAGCUCCCUGCAAUGAGAAUGAUGGCUAUGUGGAUAUGAACAGUUUCCCUGGGAUUGACAACAAGCAGAGAGACGACACAGAAAGUGCCUACACAGAGCCUUUCCCAAUGAAUCCAGUCUCUGCUGGGCUGUCAGCGGACGAGGACCACGGGCGGACCUCUGAGGAAGAAGAGGGGACAGCGGAGCAAUGUUAUGACAGACAGAUUGAUGGCCGAUCCCGAGCCUUCUACGUUGCCAAAGAGCUCGUCGACUCAGAGGGACUACAUGUGAGCGCCCUCAAACACCUUCAAGAGGACUUUAGGUCAGCAGUCACGGAGGCAGAGGGAGAGGAUGGGGAGCCUGUGCUGGAGGAGCAGAGGUUCGGAGAGAUACUGGGUGUGCUCCCUCAGGUCUUCACCCUCCACAGCGACAUCCUAUCUGAGCUGGAGGAGCGCAUCACUCAGUGGGAGGAGAGCCAGAGGGUGGUAGACGUGAUCCUGUCACGUCAGGAAGAUUUUCGAGUAUUUGACACCUACAUAUCCGAGUAUGAUCGUAGCAUGUCCUUACUGGAGGAGAGCUGCAGGAACAACCUGGCUUUUGCUGCCAUUGUCAAGAAAUUUGAGACAAGAAGCCCAGAAGAAGCUGAAGUCCCCCUAAAGCACCAGCUGCUGCAGGUCAUUGUGAGAGUACUACAAUACCGAAUGCUACUCACAGAUUACCUGAACAACCUCUCUCCUGACUCUAAAGAAUACGAGGACACACAAGCUGCCUUGGUGAUUGUGUCCGAGGUUGCAGACCAAGCCAACGACAAUCUGAAACAGGGGGAGAACCUGCUGCGUCUGGUCCACAUAGAGUACAGCGUGAAAGGCAAGAAGGACCUACUGAAGCCUGGAAGGAUGUUUGUCAAAGAGGGGACACUCAUGAAGGUCUCGAGGAAAAGCAGGCAGCCCAGACACCUUUUUCUGAUGAAUGAUAUAAUGCUGUACACAUACCCUCAGCAAGACGGCAAAUACAGGCUAAAGAACACAUUGUCUCUGUCUGGGAUGAAGGUCAGCAAACCUCUCUUGGAUAAUGUGCUGAACUGUCUUAGGAUUGAAGUGUCCGACAUCACUAUUACACUCUCAGCCAGCUCAGUUGGAGAGAGGGAGGACUGGUUCCACACACUGAGUCGAGCCAUAGCAGACCACGCUGCAGGACUCUGCACGUUUGGUGGUCCUUGCAGUGAGGCCCGUGAGAAGUUGUGGAUGGCGCUGGGUGAGGCUGCUCCAGUGCUGGUUCCGGUUUCUCAUGUGAUGAUGUGCAUGAACUGUACCUCCGACUUCAGCCUCACACUGAGACGACAUCACUGCAACGCCUGUGGCAAGGUGGUGUGCCGUUCUUGCUCGAGGAACAGAUACCCGCUGAAGUACCUCAAAGACAGGGUGGCCAAAGUGUGUGACCACUGUUAUGCCGAGCUCAGGAAAAGAGGAGGCAGCGUGUCAGCUGCAUGUGGUAACUCCAGCCCUCGGACUCACCGGGCCAGCCGACCACUCUCUGCCGUCUUCCAGAGCCUGCAGCCUCCAAGUCUUUGGAAAAGCAGGAAGAGCACCUCCCCUCUUAACCAGGUGGCACUGGCAGUGGAGGGCUCCACCAUGAGCGGCAGCCUGCAGCGUCGGAAAAAGAGCAAGAGGAAAUGGAAACGGCUGUGGUUCCUCCUCAAAGACAAGGUGCUCUACACCUUCACAGCCCGUGAGGAUAAAGUGGCUUCAGAGAGUUUACCACUACAGGGCUUUACUGUCAAGCUGACUGAGAGGCCAGAGGGAGAGGAAAGCAGCAACAUGUUCCAUCUCUACCACAAGAAAACCCUGUACUACAGCUUCAGAGCUGACGAUCAACACACUGCGCGCAGAUGGGUCAAUGCCAUGGAGGAGGCUACAGUUUUAUAGCAGCUGCUCAUUAAACGAACAUGAUCUGCUAUCUGUGGCUGUUACAACACAACAUAGCUACCUGCUGCAUCUGAACUCAGCUCGUCGAAAAAGACCAGCACAGGAUUAUUGGUAGAAUUUGUUUCUAUGACAAUUAAACCAGCAGGAGGGACUGAGACAAGCCUGCCACCGAGUGGUAGGGAAGUUGACGUGCAGGAGUCAGGGGAUGCUACCAUGAGGACAGGAAAAGUGAAACCCUCUCAUACAAGUCUAGUCUAUCAGAUAAAAUCUCCUCUGAUCUUAAUGAGCUGAUCCAGCUCAGUAAGGCAGAAUCCUUUAAAGGCAGCUUGGAAACUUUAAAUGCUUCAUUUUAAUGGCAUUUUGUUCCCUCUGUUUCAUCUUCACAAGGACCAUCCCACUUCUUCAUUUCUUCUUUUUCUUCUUUUUUUUUAAUUUGACUGUCUUUUAUCACUGGAUUAUUUAGCCACUUGUAUGUUCUUGCAGGAGAACUACACAUCCUUCAUUUUUAUAUGUGAGCCAGUUACCCAGCCUUGUUCUGUGGUGGGUUUAACAUCACUUUGAACUAACAUCAAAACAAACUAUGCUAUGGUGGUAUUUUGCAGCUAUUAUAAGGGAAAAUAUUGGUCAAAGUUUUAGAGAGAUAUUUGGUAUUUGAAAUAUAUAUUGUGAAUUAUAAAACACAUAUAUUACUGAACUGUAUGACUUAUUUGUAAAGAAAUGUUAUUACAUGAUGUUCUGAGUAAAAGGUCAUUUUAAUCAUCAUGGUGUGUGUACACUGUAUUACUUUUGGCGUUUUACUCUGGUAAUUAACCUACUGAAUGACCCUCAGCAUGACAACCACUCCACAGUUUUUCUUCACAGAGAAAUACUCUGGUAUUCAACCUGUAGGUUUCUAAACCGUUUUGUUCUGAAGUGCCAAUGAUUUCUUCCAGUUGAAUGCAGUGCAAUUUGCAAUUGAUGAUGAAUGUGCCUGAGAUGACAUUGAAUUUUUUGUUGUGUUAUCAAAGUACUGUACUACUGUCAUGUCUCCUGAAGAGACCUUGACUCUAUUUGCUUUUAAUCUGCUCUUGUAUACUUAUUCCUUUUAGUAUUUUGAACAGUUCAGUUACAGUAGAGUAACAUAAAAAUAUACUGUAGUGCCCUUUUGAUGAAUGCCUUCUCUCAUAUGCACACUACUAGAUACAAUAGAACUGAAUCUACUUGGACUGAAUGGGAACUUUUGAAAAAAGCCUUUUUCAAACCUCUCAACUUCAAAUUGUCAGAGUUGGAGUCUGACUUUUCAACCGGUCACACUUCAUCAUUUCUUUCAAUUACUUUUCAGCUUUUCUAUCUGUUUCUUAUGUGCCAUAUCUUUAUCCUUGUUAUAGAGUGUACCUCUUGCAUAUAGUGCAUUGUAAAUGUUCAUGUAUAUAGAAACAUACAGAAAUAAACUCCUUUAAAAUCUUUA
Notolabrus celidotus (New Zealand spotty) is the source of this 6495-nucleotide messenger RNA. RefSeq names its product FYVE, RhoGEF and PH domain containing 5a (gene fgd5a). Lineage: Eukaryota; Metazoa; Chordata; Actinopteri; Labriformes; Labridae. Gene Ontology annotation, cellular component: cytoplasm. The transcript is spliced from 21 exons. The coding region runs from base 432 to 5048 and encodes 1538 amino acids. Gene Ontology annotation, molecular function: guanyl-nucleotide exchange factor activity; metal ion binding. The record is from RefSeq and is a predicted model, not a curated record.